Camelus dromedarius (Arabian camel) is the source of this 582-nucleotide messenger RNA. RefSeq names its product peptidase inhibitor 3 (gene PI3). Gene Ontology annotation, cellular component: extracellular region. The transcript has 3 exons. The record is from RefSeq and is a predicted model, not a curated record. The coding region runs from base 70 to 447 and encodes 125 amino acids. Gene Ontology annotation, molecular function: peptidase inhibitor activity. Lineage: Eukaryota; Metazoa; Chordata; Mammalia; Artiodactyla; Camelidae.
CCAGGCCAAGCUGGGGCUGCAUAAAACAGAGCUUGACCUCAGCUCUUAGCCAUACACCUUCCUGACAACAUGAGGUCCCAAAGCUUCUUGGUCCUGGUGGCGGUGCUCCUCGUCCUUGGGACACUGGCAGCCGAGGCAGCUGUUGUAAAAGGUCGUCCUAAAGGUCAGGGUGUUUAUAAAGGCAGAGGUCCGGUCAAAGGUCAAGAUCCAGUCGAAGGUCAAGAUCCAGUCAAAGGACAAGAUCCAGUUAAGGGACAAAAUCUAAUGGAACUCUACACUAAUCCUGGUUUUUGCCCCGAGAUGCUGGCCGAGUGGGAUGAUUCAAAUCUCCCUAAGCAGUGUGUGAACGAUUCCGAUUGUCCAUGGCCCUACAAGUGCUGUCCGAUGCGCCUUCGCGGGUGGCGGUGCUCCCCAGCUGAGAUGGAGUCCAUUCUUGCUGCACAUUGAAGUCCCCAGGGAAGCAGGCCCUGGUUCCGGCAGCACUAACCUCUCCUACAUUACCCCUCUUCUUCUCAUCCAGGAUGCCCAAGCCUAGGCUGCCUCUCUCAUGGACUUUCCAAUAAAAGACCACUUUCAGAUCCA